Effrenium voratum is the source of this 2058-nucleotide messenger RNA. The record is from the annotation of a GenBank genome assembly. NCBI's taxonomy places the organism in Eukaryota, Dinophyceae, Suessiales, Symbiodiniaceae.
AUGCUGCGAGUGACCAGACUCUCUGCGAGGUGUUGGAUUCGAGGGCGAGAGAGGCAGCUUCCAGGGUUCACGCUCUAUGCUCGACACCGUCACCCCCUCCUCCUACCGUGGCGCGCGUGCGCAGAUAAGCCCAAGCCAGAAGAGCCGAAAGAGCCGAAAGAGCCGAAUACGAAGAGUGAGAGCUUGCAUCCUCACUUGACAAACUUGUACCAGGGCUCUUUGCUGCAGAUGGAUCGACUGGGACAGAUCUACCGCAACGUGCAGCUCUCCUACCGGGUUUUGGCCGUUGGCGGGGGCGCCGUGGUCCUGGGCAUUGGCUACGUGGUUUUCAAUUGGACCAUGCUGCGGUCGCAUGCUGCCCAAGAAUCCGCGGAGGUGGUCUCCCAGACCAUGCGGGAUGAGCAAGUCCAGUUCACCGCCCGCGAGUUUUCGAAGGAGCUCUUGAACCAGCUGCUGCACGAUGAUGAGAUCGCGUCCACCGUGGCGUCUUGGACUUUGCGGCUGCUGGCAUCCAUCCAGGAGGAGAUCGGGGCGCUUUUUGUGCACAUCCUUCAGCAAGAGCAGGUGGUGGAUGAAGUGAACAGACUGGCUGACAAGCUGGUGGCGUACCUUUGCUCGAGCCAGAUCAUCCAGGUGCCUCUCUGUCGUGUGAUUAGCUUCAGCUUGGCUCAAGCCUUCGCCAUGCUCGGUGUCAACCCUUCGCCGUUGCUGGGCGCGGAAGACGCGGAGGAAGCGCACGCGCCUUAUGUGAAGAUCAUCGAGGGGCUGGCAGCCGCCACACUCUUCGUUUGCAGCGGCAAGCUGGUGUCUCUCGCAGCUCCUGAGCUAGGCCUAGGGCCAGGCGUUGGCCCUCUCCUCCUGGCGACUGACACUUCAAAGGAGCUCGUGGAGAGGCAUUGCGGGUAUCAUCGCGUCUUAGCGCCAUAUGCACCGGUCUUCACGUAUGUGGGCAUCUUUCUCUUCGUGCUCGUCUUUAUUCUGUCUGCGGUCAAGAAGUUGAAGGAUUUGGGCAAGGUGGUGGGGAUGAUGGAGGGCUUCGGCCUACCCUUCCCCAAGUUCAUGACCUUUGGCUGUAUGUUUUGCAUCAUUGCGGGCAGCGUUUGCUAUUUGACAGGUGUUCCGGUCCUCAUGGAGUGGGGGGCGGAGUUCCUUUUCAUUUUUAUGGUCAUCGCCACCUACUACGGCCACUACAAGCCCUUUAAGGAAAAGAGGGACGAGUUCAACCUGCAGAUGGUCUUGAAGAACCUGGCCAUCAUCGGUGUGACGCUGAUGACCAUCGGCUUCGAGGUCCCGGAGAUCGGCAAGGACGGGACGCCGCUGGGCCUCAACGGGGCCCUGGGGCCCCUGGGGGAGUUCUUCGGGGAGAUCUACCGCUGCUUCAGGCCGUACUCCUUCAUCUUCAAGUACAGCGGCAUCGUGCUUUUUGUUGCGGUCUUCCUGCUGGCUGGCCUGAACCACUUGAAGAACUUUCAAGAGCUGGUGGACAUCAACCGGAAGCUCGGGGUGCCCCUGCCGGCGGUGUCCGCGGCCAUCGCGGUGAUCCUGCUGAUCCUGGGCUCCUGCCUGUUCCUCACGGGCAAGGCGGUGUUCAUGGAGCUGGGCGCGGAGGCGCUGUUGGUGUUUCUGGUGGUGGCCACCUUCUUCGCCCACCUGCCCCUGAUGCGGACAGGCGACUUCCAGCAAUGGCUGCACACGCUGAAGAAUGUCUCCCUGGCCGGGGCCUGCUUGAUGACCAUUGGCGCUGUGCUCCCACAGAUCUGCCCGUAACACAGAUGGCUUCCGGCGUGUUCCAUCUUGGAACACUCAGUGACUCCGGGCUGCGAUUCGCGGACCAGACCCCUCAGCAAUGAUUUCCAGCCCCAUUCAGGGCUUCGGUUCCCUUUCUUUGCAUCUAGGGGCGCCUCUGCUUUACAGCACCUCUCUUGAGCGCCGGAACCAAGACACGACGCUGACGAUGUAAUUAGCUGUACAGACGAAGGUCAGCGUGGCUUACCUGGGCACCGGUGAGAUUGCUACGUGCAAGAGAAGAGACAGGGCUGGCGUCGGAAGCCUUGCCUC